This is a messenger RNA of Protobothrops mucrosquamatus (brown spotted pit viper), 1419 nucleotides long. Its product is annotated as ficolin-1-like. The record is from RefSeq and is a predicted model, not a curated record. NCBI's taxonomy places the organism in Eukaryota, Metazoa, Chordata, Lepidosauria, Squamata, Viperidae.
AUGAAGCUCCUGCUGGGCAGCCUUCUCCUGGCUGGCGUCUGCUGGCUUGGAGACGCAACGGACAUCCCCGUCAUGCCGAACUUCAAUAACCAAAGGGUUGCUGGAAAUUGGUACCCUCUCGCAAGCAUAGCUAUUGAAAAGCAGUUCCCCCAAUACACAUUAAAGGCCGAACCGAAUGGAGGUCUGAUGUACACCUUUAACUCUCUUGAAAACGGCCAGUGCAAGACUAGACAGCUCCCGUUCACUAAAUAUCAGACGCCGGGGAAAUUCAAGACCUCAGGCCUCACCUUUGGUCAAAUCAUAGAUACGGAUUAUGAAACCUACAUCAUCAGUUACCUCGCACGGGGGAUGGACACCUUCCUGAAGCUUGCAGGUAAACAACAAAACUUAACGCCAGAUUUGGAGACGAAAUUCAAGAACGUUGCUGCCUCUGUGGGGAUCACAGGAGAGGUUGUGCCCAUUGUCCCAAAAGCCCCGAGCACCCUUCAGUUUGUGGAUACGGAUUACAAUACCUAUCUCAUCGUGUACAUCACACGGGGCGCCAGACACCGGGAUACCUUCCUGGCACUUGCCGGCACUCAGCCCAACAUGACGCCGGCUUUGAAGGAGAAAUUGAAGGCUGCUGCCAACUCUCUGGGGAUACUUCCAGAAAUUGUCACCAGCGUCCUGCUAGGUGAAAGGGGCUUGCAGGGAACCCCUGGGGAAAUUGGGCCCCCUGGGCCAAAAGGUAGGGGCAACCAGGGGGAUUCCGAUUCCAGGCUGCAGCUCUGCGUAUGUGCCCCAAGCUGCAAGGAGCUCCUGGCCCAGGGGGUGGUCCUGAGCGGCUGGCACACCAUCUACCCCCAGGACUACCAGCCCCUGCGGGUGCUGUGCGACAUGCACACUGACGGAGGCGGAUGGAUUGUCUUCCAGAGACGGUCGGACGGCUCGGUGGACUUUUUCCAGGACUGGGCUGCCUACAAGAGGGGAUUUGGCAGCGAGCUGAGCGAAUUCUGGCUGGGGAAUGACCACCUUCACCUCUUGACUUCUCUGGGAAAAUAUGAGUUGCGUAUUGACUUCAUGGAUUUUGAGAAUCGGCAUUCCUUCGCCAAGUAUGGAUCCUUCCAGGUGGCAGCGGAACAUGACCAGUAUCGGCUGACUCUGGGCAACUUCCUUGGGGGCCCUGCAGGGGACUCGCUCUCCUACCACAACCACAUGCCCUUCUCCACCCGAGAGAAGCAGCAGGACACGCCAAAGCUCAACUGUGCUGAGAACCGCAAAGGGGCCUGGUGGUACAAUGAGUGCCACGACUCCAACCUCAACGGGCAAUACUGGCUGGGAGCACACCAGUCUUAUGCGGACGGCAUCAACUGGAGAACGGGGAGAGGCUACCACUACUCCUACAAGCGCACCGAAAUGAAACUCAGGCCUGUGGCUUAG